GCGUGCACUUAAUAUAAGUUUUAUAUUUUGCAGAGUGUUUUAAAGAUGAAUGCCGCAACUGUUUCAUUCGCUGUUUUCGCUUUAAUUGGGUCAAUCCCAUCCCUCUUUGCUGAGGCUGCCGCAAAGGACAUCAAGAUUAACAUUAACAAGAGCGGCGUCACCGCUGCUAAAGAUGGCAGCGAGGGUGUCAUUAACACCUUUCAAUCUGGAGCACCAGAGGGAUUCACCACCUACUACUUUGCACUCGGCGAUGGAAAUGGCAAUGCUGAGAGUGACAAGUUCAACUGCAGACCAGCCCACUUUAACGGUAAGACUCUUAUGGUUGGAAACACUGAAAUGACCCUCUCUGGCGUCACUGCCGUUAGCGUUUUCUGGAAGCAUGCUACUCCAAUCCUUAUCCACUUCAGACAGCCAGGUCAGAAUAAUGGUCACGUUUACUACAAGUACAAGGGUGGCUCUCUCUGGGAGGAGGUUGAUUUGACAAACAAGUCUCUUCCUCUUUCUGGUACUGCCCUUGAGGGCUUGCUCGCUGAGAUUGCCGAGCCCCUCAACAUUCCAGAGGGUGACAAGCCAGUUGAUGAAAUCGGUGGAUUCACUACCUUGUCUGUUGUUUCCAUCUCUGUUGCUGCCUUCUCUGCCCUUUACUUCUUGUAAGGGUAGCCUAAAUUGUUUUAGGUA
This is a messenger RNA of Theileria equi strain WA, 678 nucleotides long. RefSeq names its product signal peptide-containing protein. The transcript has a single exon. The record is from RefSeq and is a predicted model, not a curated record. NCBI's taxonomy places the organism in Eukaryota, Apicomplexa, Aconoidasida, Piroplasmida, Theileriidae. Bases 46 to 654 code for a protein of 202 amino acids.